This is a messenger RNA of Gongylonema pulchrum, 378 nucleotides long. NCBI's taxonomy places the organism in Eukaryota, Metazoa, Nematoda, Chromadorea, Rhabditida, Gongylonematidae. The record is from the annotation of a GenBank genome assembly.
AUGCCGUUAGCUCAUACCGCUAGCGGUUUCAGUGUGGAGCCGCAUCGUCAUCACCGUCGUCAGCAACAUCACCAUCACCUUUACCCAUCUUCUUCAUCAGUGCCAAAUUCACCACCCUGUGGCGGUAGCUCAUUUCAAUUUAGUGCCCGAAAUCCAUCGUCACCAUCGUUAUUCUCAUAUCAGCAACAGCAAAUCCUGCAACAACAGCCAUUCCAACCAACAACAGCUUAUUCAAGCAUAUCGGAUGCUUUACUGCUGGCAUUACGCCAAAGGCCGACAUUGCGACUUUUUCGUGCACUGUUCCAGUACAUUCCUAUACGCGAUUCACCGAAUGAGAAUCCACAGCUUGAAUUACCAAUUCAGAUGGAAGCAUUCUAA